AUGGUUUCAUUUGUUACAACUAGGCUUAAAAGUAAAAGGAUUGAUCCUGAAGUAGAGCCUGAUCCUCUAGUCUAUGUACUUAGGGAACAAAGUGAACUUCACAGACAGAGGACCCUCAACAUGAUUUACAACUCCACUGAUGUAGAGUGCAUUUCCAUGCUUAGGAUGAAGAGAGCCCCUUUUUUUGCUUUAUGCACGACCUUUAGAGAGAGGGGACUGGUAACUGAUAGGGAGGGGGUGUCAGUAGAGGAGCAAGUUGCCAUGUUCCUGCAUGUUGUUGGUCACAACCAAAGGUUUAGAGUUGUGCACCAGGCCUUUAGGAGGUCCAUUCAGACAGUACACAAGCACUUUCAUCAGGUUUUGUAUGCUGUUGGAGAGCUUAGGAAGGAACUUAUCAAGGCACCUAGCCCUACCACUCACCCAAAGAUCACUGGAAGCUAUAGAUGGAAUCCAUAUUUAAAGGACUGCAUUGGUGCCAUUGAUGGCACCCAUGUGCUGGCAAGGGUGCCUAGACACAUGCAGCAAGCUUUCAGGGGUAGGAAAACUAACCCGACACAAAAUGUGAUGGUUGUUGUGGACUUUGACCUCAAGUUCACAUAUGUUCUAGCUGGCUGGGAGGGGUCUGCCCAUGAUGCACUUAUCCUGGCUGAUGCCAUUGAGAGGGAUGAUGGGUUCACUGUCCCACAAGGUAAAUUCUACUUGGUAGAUGCGGGGUAUGCAUGCCGCACUGGCUUUCUACCCCCCUUCAGGGGGGUUAGGUACCAUUUGAGUGAGUUUGGGAGCAAAAAUCGACCUACCAAUGCAAGAGAACUGUUCAACCUGAGACACUGUCUAAUUUACCUAGGAGGGUGGCUAACAAUAGGUAACAUUUGGGUGGACACCAUUUGA
Messenger RNA from Zea mays, 888 nucleotides. Its product is annotated as protein ALP1-like. NCBI's taxonomy places the organism in Eukaryota, Viridiplantae, Streptophyta, Magnoliopsida, Poales, Poaceae. Bases 1 to 888 code for a protein of 295 amino acids. The transcript is spliced from 3 exons. The record is from RefSeq and is a predicted model, not a curated record.